Molecule: messenger RNA, 2499 nt
Organism: Folsomia candida
Lineage: Eukaryota; Metazoa; Arthropoda; Collembola; Entomobryomorpha; Isotomidae
Exons: 2
Coding region: 1-2499 (832 amino acids)
Source: RefSeq, a predicted model, not a curated record
AUGCGGAGAAAAAGAGAACACGAAGAGUUCCGGAGAACAGAAGCCGCGAAAAAUGCAGUUGCGCAAAAAUUACAAAGGAUGGAUGAAAACCUAAGACAGCAAGAGCAACAAAGAGAUGCAGCGGGACGAGUCGAGCGCAGAAAGGAUUCCAUCUACCGUGAAGCGGAAAAAGAGCGGGACAGGAUUGACCACUCUACCCGUCGAGCGGACGAGGCUUAUCGCGAUGCGCAAAAUGAGCGGAAUAGGAUGGAACAUGCUACCCGCCGAGGAAACGAGGAUUAUCGCGACGCGGAAAAUGAGCGGAAUCGGAUGGAACAUGCUACCCGCCGAGAAGACGAAACUUUCAAACAGGCCGAACAGCAGCAAAACACAAUUAAAAAAGCAAUUUCACGUCAUAAGGCUCAGACCAAUUUUGAUAUUUUGUGUAAAUCUUUCCAUUGUGAGAUACUUGAUCAACCUAAAUGGAUAUGUGGUUCGUGUGGAGGUCUUUGGUAUCGAUCAUCUAUGCAUCCGACAACAAUGGAAGUCGUGAGGAAACUUCAUCCCAAGAAACCUUUCGCCCAUCUAAAAAGCAUGACUAGCUUAGAGGAACGUUUGGUUGCAUUGAGGCUACCGUUUGCUCAGAUUAGAUCGUUAGGGUGCGACCGUCAGUACGGAAUCCGAGGGGGAGUAGUAAACGUUCCAAACGACAUGGACAUAGUCGCCAAAGUUAUUCCCCGCCGAUUUGAUGAGACGAGUACAGUACAGGUUCAAUUGAAGCGCCGCAUGACUUAUAAACAUCCAUACAUGUUCGAAACAAUUCGACCAUACAAAGUUUUCCAUGCAGCAAAUUAUUUAGUACGUACCGAAUUGUAUAAAAAGGAAAAGGUAUUUCUAUCCUCAGACUGGGCUAAUAGUGUUUCAACAGACACAGUAGAAUAUAUAGUAAACCCAAGCGAUGCUACUCAAAGUUAUACAGACAUAGAAAAUAUUAAAGACUUAUCUAUCAGUGACAAAGCCGAAACUGAAGACAAUGAUCCACCGUUAACGGAAACUCUAAUGCAAGAAGAUCAACUAAUCAUGGCAGUGGCACCUGGGGAAGGAAUGCGCCCGUUGUCUUUACUUAUGGAUCUCGACGCCGAAGAGUUAUCUUUUCCAUCCAUUUACUGCGGCAUCAAACGAAAACUGAAUCCAGAAGCUAACUUGUCAUAUAGUGAUAUUGCAAAGUCCGAACUACGCAGAUUUGAUCCACGCUGCAGACGAGCAGACAAGAUCUUAUAUAGCUACCGUCUCGUUCAAACUCAUAGGAUCGCUAGUAACAUAAACAUAUGUCUUCGAAAAAAGAAAAAGCGUGGGAUCGUGACUGUUGGAAACCUACUUAACAAGCAAUGUGUCCAGAGCUUAAUUCAACACGAUGACGGGUAUCGGCUUUUGUCAAACAUUGUCAACUCACCGUCAUAUUUGGAAGAGAAGAAGAAGGACGUAAUGGCCAUGAUUCGUCAACUUGGACUCCCAACAUUUUUCAUUACAACAUCAGCUGCAGAGACGAAAUGGCCCGAGUUGAUCUCCAUGCUCCAUAAUAGGAAGUAUGGGACCGUGUUAACUAAUGAAGAAGUUUCUAAUAUGAAGUUAGAUGCUAAAGCGGAUCUCAUAAGACAUGACCCGAUAGGAUGUGUAAUGGCUUACGACAGACGGGAGAAGGCAAUGGACAGAUUUUUGAUCAAGCCAGUAGGUGGAAUCUUUCAUCCUUAUGUACACCAGGACUUCUUUAAAAGGAAAGAAGUUCAACAACGCGGGUCAAUUCACACACAUGGAAUGGAUUGGAUUAAGGAUGCUCCGACGUUUGACAAAGAAAAUUCGCUAACUCACCAAGCUUGUUGUGAAUUCAUAGAUGAAUUCAUAACCUGCAAGAGAGAUGAAUCCGAUGACAUGAAGGAAGUCCUGGCAUACCAAAUCCACAACCAUUCACAUACUUGCGAAGACAAACGACGAGGAUGUAGGUUCGGUUUUCCAAUUGCACCUAUGAGGACGACAAGAAUACUACUUCCGUUACCUGCGAACCAAGUGAAGCAAUAUAAAGAACAAUUUGCCAAGAUUAAAGAAAAGCUUGCCACAUUUGGGCGACAUGCAGAAGAAAUUAACUUUGAUAGGUUUCUUGAAGAUCUGGAUCUUACUGAAGAAAAUUAUAUUUUCUCAAUUCGUUCCAACCUCAAAAUUCCCAAAGUUUUUCUUCGACGUGGAACCCAUGAAAUUUACAUAAAUGCAUAUAAUAAGAAGCUUCUUUUAUGCUGGCGAGCAAACAUUGACAUUCUAUUUGUUUUGGAUCCCUAUUCUUGUGCCAGUUAUGUUGUGAAUUACAUAAGCAAGUCAGAUCGAGGCGUAUCGAAACUUUUACGACAGGUUAGCAAGGAAAUUAGGGGCGGUAAUUUUGGUUUGAAAGAACGCUUAAGCUCAUUUGCCUCAAUGCUUUUGCGAAAUCCUCAGAGGUAUCGGCUCAAGAGGCCGCUUGCUGUUUAUUAA